AUGGCGAGGUUUUCUUUAGGUGGAGAAGACGAUGAACCUGGAGAAGCGCCCGGGUCAAGCAGGCAAGGGUCUAAACGCCGGAAAACAUCCCGGCCACCAACACCGCCACCACCGCAACCUCCGCCGUCGAAUGACGGGGUGGAACUCCUUUAUAUAGAAUCAGAGCCUGAAUAUCCAAUUGAAGCCGAGGAAGAUGAGGAAGGGGUGGAAGCGGAGUCUUCUCAAGACGACGACGACGAUGAUGAAGAAGGAGAAGAAGAAGAGGAAGAGGGGGAGGAAAGGGGCGAUCAGGAGGAAGAGGGAUCAUUAGAGAACCAGCAACAGCCAGAUUUCAAUGAGGAUGCAUUUGACGACGAUGAGCCUGUUCGUAUGACAUUAACUGACCCGGAUGUAUUGGAUUGUCCCAUCUGCCUCGAACCACUUUCUUCCCCUGUGUUUCAGUGUGAAAAUGGACACAUAGCAUGUUCCUCCUGCUGUGUAAAGAUUCAUAAUAAAUGUCCAACUUGCGCUUGGCCAACUGGAUACAAUCGAUGUCGGGCCAUGGAAAAGGUGCUUGAAGCAGUCAGAAUCGCCUGCCGAUAUACAAAAUAUGGAUGCAGGCAGAUGCUGAAUUGCAGUGCUAAGGUUGGACACGAGAAUACGUGUUCAUUCGGACCUUGUUCGUGCCCCUUAUCAGAUUGCGGUUAUACAGGCCCCACUUUUAGUUUUUAUUCGCAUUUUGGUCGCUGUCACCCGCACUCCGCCAAGAAUUUCUUUUUCAACAAGCUCUUCUCUGUUUCUGUGGAGGUCAACCAGAAGUUGGUAGUUCUUAGAGAGAGCAAUGAAACUACCAUCUUUGUCCUAGCUCAUCAUACUGAAUACAAUGGAGGCAUGAUGAAUGUAGUUCGAAUUGCAUCAUCUUCAACACCAAGUCCAAAGCUUUCGUACAAUCUUACGGCAAAGUACGAGGACACAUCCAUUACCCUACAUUCACCUGUGGAGAGCAUCUCAAAGUGGGCGGAAUUCCCUACUCCGAGAAAAUUCAUUCUGGUUCCAAGGCAAUAUGUAUCUUCUACUGGACGGUUCCAUUUGGACGUUUGCAUAUGGAAAGAUUCAGAAGUAAUCAAACAUAUCGGCGAAGUAAUGACUUUUAAUCUUUUGAUUAUCCAAACUUUAUCUUCUUCCCGUAAUCAAAAACUCGGUGAUGGCGCCGGCAUUAUCUUGAUCACAGUUAAGUGUGUGAUUCCGCAUUUGCUCCUUUUCCAGGGCACGAGGAUAUCCACAGAUGACAUGCUUGCUACUUCUGAUAUGGAAUAUGAGGAAUUCCAGAUGCCAAGUGAAGGUGAUCUAGUUACUGACAAAAGAAAGGAUCUGGAGCAUGGAGAACCUGAAGGGAGUGGGAAGAAGAAGAAGAGGCUUGUGACAACUACACGUCCUGCUUGUUCUUGGGUGCAUUUUAGCCGUGAAUUCAUUAAACAGUACUGUGCUUCACAUCCGGGAUUGUCUGGUCUGAAAGCGGCUACAAAAGCUGCCUCAGAUGUCUGGAAAUUGAUGAGCCCUGAUGAAAAGGCAAAAUACGCCUCCCGAUCCCGUGAAGUGUGGGAUAAGUACUUGGGCACAAGUCCUGCUCGAGUUCCUAAAACAAAACACCAGCCCAAGCUAGUCACGAGGUGCUCUCCUGGUCGUUUAUUGAAUUUGAUACAAAAACUUACACCUGAACAGAAGGCUUCUGUGAAGAGCAUGGGUUUUGGUAGCCUUCUUGGUCUCAGAUGCCGAACUCUUAGGCGUAGUUUGUGCUAUUGGCUCCUGGAAAGAUUUAACACUAUGAGGCGUACGUUGGAGAUUUGCGGCGAACGCAUACCUCUAACUCCACAUGAUGUGGAACUCGUCAUGGGGUUGGCAGCUAGUGGGAAAGAUGUGGUGAAUACAGGCCCAGAUAAACUGAUAUUGGAAUUGCGCCAACACUACAAUGCUACAAAUCAAGGGAUUUCUGUGCGGCUUCUUGAAGAGCGGUUGGCAGCUCCUGGAGCAGGAGAAGAGUUUAAAAGAUCAUUUGUUCUUUAUGUAUUAGGCACUCUUUUGUGUCCUACUGCAAGAUUGGAUGUGAGCCCGGCAUUUCUUCACUUCCUGGCAGAUGUGGAUGUUAUUCACCAUUAUAAUUGGGGAAAGUUUCUGCUGGAUCGGCUGGUUCAGGAGGUGGCUCGUUAUCGUCAGGGAAAGCAACGAGCUGUCGGUGGUUGUCUAUUGUUUCUGCAGCUAUUCUACUAUGAAUGUGUUGCUGUUAACGGGUUGCAUGACCUCCCCCCUGUUUCGUUUCCUUGCUUACACUUAUGGGGUGAAGAAGAAAUUAGCGAGAGAGAGAAGCAAGAAAGAGAGCUUGGUGGUUAUGGUACUGGAGAGGUGAUUUGCAAGGAGAGAGGCCUUGGGAUCGGACUGCAGGGAUGCAAAAAUCAGGUUGCCGUUGCACCCCUCAAGUUUCUAGAACCUCAGCUUGAGCUUUGCCCUGCACACGAACAGAAUGAGGACUUGGAAAGCAUGCCACUAAAUGACAGGGAUGGGACUGAAGUUUGUGGGGACAUUACUGUUCCUGAUGCUGUUAGAGGACCAUGUCGAAACAUGGAAUACGGGUGCCCAGAAAUUGUAGAUUAUGUAACUAGAACCAACCAUGAAAAGACUUGCACUUUUGCACCGUGUGCAUGCCCUCUUAGGAAUUGCGACUUCGUGGGGUCAUCUGGGCAGUUAGCACUGCAUUUUAGCAGUAAACACUGGGAUUCAGGGAGACGCUUCCAGUAUGACUGCCCUCUCCAAGUUUCUUUGGGCAAGGAUGAGACCUGCCUUGUUCUGCAAGCAGAGAAAGAUGGUGUUCUGUUCCUCCUCAAUAGAGGAACAGAAAGUAUAGGGCAUUACCUUAUGAUAACUUGCGUUUGCCCAAGCUCAUUGAAGGAGCAAUUCUCUUACAACCUUGGAUCAGAAAGAGGGAGUUGCUCUGUAAGAUUAAAGUCAAUCGCUCGUAAUUUCCCUGGCAGGAUUGAAGAUUUCUCCCCUGUGGACUUUCUUCUAGUUCCCUUUGCUUAUGUCAGCUCAUCUGGCCAUCUAGAUUUAGAAGUUUGCAUAUGGAAUUCAAGUGCCGAGGUGCAAGUGUAG
This is a messenger RNA of Oldenlandia corymbosa var. corymbosa, 3123 nucleotides long. The record is from the annotation of a GenBank genome assembly. NCBI's taxonomy places the organism in Eukaryota, Viridiplantae, Streptophyta, Magnoliopsida, Gentianales, Rubiaceae.